GUGCAUUUCCCAAUCGGGAAAUAUUCUUGAUAGAUUUUUUUUCGGCUUGCCCCGAUCGCCUGGCGGGCCCGACGACAACCAUUUUUUCCGUUGUUGUUUGACUCGACGUUGAAGGGGCUUUUUUUUGGUGUGCACGUCUUCGUGCAACACUUUUGGUCGUCGGAAACCAGUCUUAGUUUGGGUAUAAGCUUGGAUUAACUGGGUCAAUUGGGUCUCGUGUCCUCAUAUCCCUGAUUUGGUGCAGCGUGGUGGAGGUGUGGAACCGCCUUUAGGCUUCAUCAAGAACAAUAGGACCACCCUAUAAAACCUCGUUUCUGUGGCACUCGACGACUCGUUUGUACCAUCUCCAUCCCUUUCCGUCGCGACAGAGCGCUCACCCACGUCGCCAUCCAUGCCAGCCUACGAAAUACACGGCCCAUUCGGCCUCAAGUUCAACUUACAAACCCGCGUCCCGGGCGUUCUAUCUAUAAUUUACGCAUCAGGAGAAGAGGAGAGCAUGACCGUUCCUGCUCGCUCGUGCUCAGAGCCGACCGCGGAGUCCAGCCAAGGUCCCUCGUUUGGCCGCAGGACUCAAAGCGAGGUAUCUCUCUACGUACCCACCCCUAUCUACCCACCCGCGGGCACAGAUAACCUUGCAGAGAUCCAUCGCGCCACGGCGCCAUCUCCCGUACCGACAGAAAUAAUACCAACGGAUCUCACCUCAGAAGAUAUCGUUGAAGACAUUCAGCGUAUGGGUAUCAAAGUGCGCGAUUUUGCGUACGAGCCUGUAUCGCUGGCGCAGCUGGCCCCUGAACUCUUUGACCCGAUCAUGGCUUAUAAUUAUUAUGAAGACGCGGUGGCGAACCCCGACCCGCAGCGACCACCAUGCAGCGGUCGGAACUUGCGGAGAUUAAUUGACCUUGGCUGGGUUUCCGAGGCUGCCGACCGUCCACGGUGGCAGAAAAAGGACGCAGAGGCGUUGGAGGCAUUUGAUAGUCGACCACAUUAUCCAUGGGAGGCCUACAAGUUAUUGAUGCCGACGAAAGAUAAGCUCAAGGAAGUAGCACGAGCUCGGUUGCAAUUCGUUCACGGUGGCCAGUGGCCACCCGAAGUGUUGGCGCGUGGCUUGGCGCGGAUAGGUGGCUUUCUUCCUCAGGAUACGUCUUCGGGAAAACGUCCCGCCGACAUUGCGGACACAGAGCCACAAUCUGAAGGUCCUCCGUCAAAGAAAUUGCGCUCGCUGGGUGACACUCCCGCAGGAACCCAAGUACAGUCGAUGUCUGGGCAAUACACCCCACUCGCUCUGGUAAAUGGUAAAGCUCCCCAACAAUUCCCUGCUGGCCGCCUACCCGAAAAUUCUUCCCCUCCGUUACGACCAGCAAGCACACCCGUUGCAUCCAAUCUGGGUACCCCAAGGCAGUCGUCAGAAACACCAUCAUCCGACUCUCGUAUCCAGCGACCACUCAGUACGCCAGCUAGCGCAGAACCGCCGAAACAAUAUCCAGCAGGAUACUCAUCAGACGGUUCUCCUUGUUCUUCACUCACCAAGGGUUCACCCGUUGGUCGACCUUUGCAGCGUCAGCAAACCAUGCCCUCUCUACCCUACUGAUCUCACGCACUCGGACUCACGGACUGUUUGUACUGAGAGCCCCAAGUCCUAAUCGAUCACAUUUGUUUUUCGCAGCAAUAUUCUUGUCAUUGGACAUGAAUUGUGCCAAUAGUGUUUAUUUAACAUAUAUUGCACAGUUUGUACACUUCACGGUCUCGUUUGUCUUAUCGGUGGACGGGCGGCGUUGUAUCGGGUCUUUUUUAUUGCUUCUUUACAGUGUCCUUGUAAUCCGCGUUCAACCUGACGUGUUUCAACGUUUAAAAAAUAUCAGAUGGAGGUUCGAAAUCCUUCGGCCCCCUAAAUUUCGGAAAGAAAACUUCGGGGCGUGACCUGGCGUGACUGCGUUGAUCGUGUA
Pisolithus orientalis is the source of this 1943-nucleotide messenger RNA. RefSeq lists its product as uncharacterized. The transcript has 2 exons. Lineage: Eukaryota; Fungi; Basidiomycota; Agaricomycetes; Boletales; Pisolithaceae. The record is from RefSeq and is a predicted model, not a curated record. Bases 392 to 1588 code for a protein of 398 amino acids.